CGCUUUAAUGAUGAGAUUGACAAACUUACUGGAUACAAGACAAAGUCACUCUUGUGCAUGCCCAUAAGAAGCAGUGAUGGAGAGAUUAUUGGUGUUGCCCAAGCAAUAAAUAAGACUCCCGGAGGUGCCCCUUUUUCUGAUGAUGAUGAAAAAGUAAUGCAGAUGUAUCUUCCAUUCUGUGGGAUUGCCAUAUCCAAUGCCCAGCUAUUUGCAGCUUCAAGGAAGGAAUAUGACAGAAGCAGGGCUUUACUGGAAGUAGUGAAUGACCUCUUUGAGGAACAGACUGACUUAGAGAAAAUUGUCAAGAAGAUUAUGCACCGGGCCCAGACUCUGCUGAAGUGUGAACGGUGCUCAGUGUUACUUCUGGAAGAUAUCGAAUCGCCAGUGGUGAAAUUUACAAAAUCCUUUGAGUUGUUAUCUCCAAAAUGCAGUGCUGAUACCGACAACAGUUUCAAAGACAGCAUGGAGAAAUCACCAUCUUAUUCUGACUGGCUAAUAAAUAAUAGCAUUGCUGAACUUGUAGCUUCCACGGGUCUCCCAGUGAACAUCAGUGAUGCCUAUCAGGAUCCUCGCUUUGAUGCUGAAGCUGACCAGAUUUCUGGUUUUCACAUAAGGUCUGUCCUGUGUGUUCCUAUCUGGAACAGCAACCACCAAAUAAUCGGGGUAGCUCAAGUGUUGAACAGGCUCGAUGGGAAACCCUUUGACGAUGCUGACCAGCGGCUGUUUGAAGCUUUCGUUAUUUUUUGCGGCCUAGGCAUCAACAACACAAUUAUGUAUGACCAAGUGAAGAAAUCCUGGGCAAAACAAUCUGUGGCUCUUGAUGUGUUAUCUUAUCAUGCAACAUGUUCGAAGGCAGAAGUUGAUAAAUUUAAGGCAGCAAACAUCCCUCUGGUGUCAGAGCUUGGCAUUGAUGAUAUCCAUUUUGAUGACUUCUCGCUUGAUGUGGAUGCCAUGAUUACUGCAGCCCUGAGGAUGUUCAUGGAACUUGGAAUGGUUCAGAAAUUUAAAAUUGACUACGAGACGCUGUGUAGGUGGCUUUUGACGGUUAGGAAGAAUUACCGAAUGGUUCUGUAUCACAACUGGAGGCACGCUUUCAACGUCUGCCAGCUAAUGUUUGCCAUGUUGACUUCGCUGACUGUGCUCUCGUUGCCGGCCAGUCUCUGCGGCGUGGCCAGCGUCUGCACCCUGUCCGCAGGGAUGGAGACUCCCGGCCUCUGCCGUUCGCAGCACAGGUCAGCGCUGCGUCAACACGGGCUUGUCCAGUCCGCGGCCGGUUGGCCGCUCACGGGGCACAGCGGCCUGGUGCGUGGCUUCCCAGCUGAGCUCCUCUGCUUGCCGUCGUCUCUGCGCCUCAGCUCUGCGUGUCGGCUGAGAAAAACCAUCCCCUGGCCCGUGGAUGUUGAUGUGGCGCCGGGUCUCGUCCCAGCGACGUGGGUUGGUUCGCGCGAGCCUUUCGGGAG
Messenger RNA from Eurypyga helias (sunbittern), 1460 nucleotides. Its product is annotated as dual 3',5'-cyclic-AMP and -GMP phosphodiesterase 11A-like. The annotation marks the transcript as partial. Gene Ontology annotation, molecular function: 3',5'-cyclic-nucleotide phosphodiesterase activity; protein binding. Gene Ontology annotation, biological process: signal transduction. The transcript is spliced from 12 exons. NCBI's taxonomy places the organism in Eukaryota, Metazoa, Chordata, Aves, Eurypygiformes, Eurypygidae. The record is from RefSeq and is a predicted model, not a curated record.